Chenopodium quinoa (quinoa) is the source of this 2786-nucleotide messenger RNA. RefSeq lists its product as uncharacterized. The record is from RefSeq and is a predicted model, not a curated record. NCBI's taxonomy places the organism in Eukaryota, Viridiplantae, Streptophyta, Magnoliopsida, Caryophyllales, Amaranthaceae. The coding region runs from base 1662 to 2273 and encodes 203 amino acids. The transcript has 4 exons.
UAAUGCAAAAAAUUAAAAUCGUCAAGGAACGACGUAAGGCUGGGACGUCGACGGCUAGACAAACUAUGCUAUGAAUAAACAAAAUGGGGGAUAAUAAAGAUGAACAAACGAUAUUUUGAUGACGCAGAAAACCCAAUGAAGUGGGAAAAACUGCGGGUGGUAGAAAUCCAUCGAUUGCACUAUGAAUAAUCAAUUGUUACAAUGAGAGCUUAGAGAAUACUUGAGAGAGUACCGUGUGUUCUACAUCUAAAAUAAAAAUCUAUUUAUAAAGGAGGAAUUGGCAGUCUAGGUCUUCAAAGUAGCCGUUGAGAGAAGAUAAUUAUCUUCCCCUGAAUCUAGGAAGUCAGUUGAUUGACCCGUUCUUCUGAUUCAUUGAGCACAAGCAACGACCUUAUCUUGUUUUAAACACUGAACUAUUUGAACUGCAGAAUUAAUCAAAUAAAUCCCUGGAUUGCAGGGACGUUAGUUAUGAACUCGGGAUGACGCUUCUAUACGACGCCUAGGUCUAAGACGCGUCAUGAAAAUUCUGCACUAACAAUUUGCCCCUGAUUGAUGCUUUGGAUUCCUCGAGCUUCGGAGUAACAAUCUUACUCUGCCAACUCAGCGCAUUACCCUGAAUUUUCUGGCCGUUACUUUAGCUUGUCCAAUUUUUUAACUUCCACGAUGUAUCACAAUUCCCCAUUUUCUUUUGGUGAAAUAGCUUCCAACUGUCCCUUACAAAUUCUGAGCAAUUACUUUCCCCAAUUCACUUUAAGCUUUUUCAAAAAAUUUCAAAUUUUUCGAGCUCUUUCAAGUCAAAGAAUUCCGGUGCUCUUGAAGCUUUUUUUGGUACGAUCUCCGUACUUUUAACCAGGUAAUUUCUUCAACUUUGACUUUCAAUUUCUUUAUUUUCUUGUUUUGAGAUGAAAGGGGGUAGUUCUAGAUCUAGGUUUUCACUUAGAAUUUUCGAGAAAUCUAGGGAUUUACCUAUUGAAACUAUGGCGACGCUUGAGAAUCCUGCAAGGACAAUUAUUGAAGAGGAACUUCCAUCCUUUUCUUCCAUGUCGGGCUCCCCUGAGAGUGCCUUAAUGGUAUUCCCUUCAAAGGACAAAUGUCCUGAAGAUUGUCCUGAAGGCCACAUUGUCUUUUAUGAGUAUCCCUUUAAACUGUGGUUUAAAUUUCAGUUCGAUUCCUUGACUCGUUCUUUCAUGGAGGUGCUCGACCUGAGCCCAGGGUAAGUGAUGCCCCUAGUCUAGAGAGUUGCCCAAGUGAUCGCAAAAGUGACUGAAGGUUAGGAAGAUCCCUUUAAUCUUUCCGACCUGGCUCACGUAUACAAAAUCCAUGUUGAAGCUUCAUUCUAACUGAUGUACCCUUCACGUGGGACGUGGUCGUUCUGCCCUAGUUGGGAAAUUGAACGCCAAUGAUCGUGGAUGGAAGAUACGUUAUGUGUUUGUUGACAGGGAGACCUUAGGGAAGACGCUCAAUGGAAAAGGACUGGGUGGCGUGGCGGAGUGAUUGACGUGAGCGCUGUCGCCGUUGGAGAUAAGAGUGACGACAAGGUGAGAGCUUUUCUGAGUGUUCCACUGAAGGACAAGACGUUCCCUUGCAUUGGCACAGAAGUUUCAGAACGAUCAAGCUCUGAUACGGAGGAGGACGUGAGAAUUCUUGACGAUACCACAACUAUGGCUUCAGACGCUGCUCAUUCGUCCAAGACCCGAGUUAGUUCCAUGACUAUGAGUGAGAUGAUUGAGAGGGCUACGAAGAAAAGGAAGCAAACGGCUGGUGCUUCUACUGCCCCUAAGGUGGUCAUUGACGCGAAACCCCUUAACGUCCAGAUUCCUGGUAAGAAUCCUGAGGACAAGAAAGUUCCCAACGUCCGUACUUCUUCUGCCAAAGAGAAGCAAAUCAAAGAGGAAGAAUAUGAGGUUAGGGUCCCUGUCAGUUUUCUGUCUAGGGACCCAAAUGCUGUGCCGCUAUGGCCUACCAUAGAAAAACUGUUUUUCUCUUCUACUAAGCGUUUAAGUCAAUUCAAACCUCCCGAAAUAGUCGGUGAAGCUAUCAACCUACAACUGAAUGCUUUUCAGGAUCUACUGGCCAUUCGAGGCCAUUUUAUUUCAAAUGAAAAGGAGCCGGGCACUGUCAAGAAUGCACUUAUUGCUACAAGAGGAGAAACUCGUACUAGCAAUGAGGAGUUAGCCAAAGUAAAGCGUUCAUUAGACACUGCUCAAAAAGUACUUGGGGAGAAAAACAAUGAAAUUGCAGGUUUGAAUACAAACGUUAACGAGCUGAACUAGAGAAUUGCUGACCUGACUAAGAACAUCUCUGAGUUAGAGAAAGAGCUAAAUGACGUCCAAGAGGACGCUAAGGACUCCAAGUGUUUGAAACAACUAACUGGGUGGGCCAAGGUUUUGAAACUCUUCUUGGCUGAUCGUUUGACUAAGGAGGAUGCUUAGAGGGAGAUUGGUGACUACCUUCAGUCCUUGGGCACCGCGACUGACAUCAAAUCUGAGUCCGAGAAAGAAGCUGAGGAGGCCAAGUCUACAGCUUAGUCGGUGCCGACCGAUGUCCAGAACCUGUCUUCUACCUUGGUUGAGACCCCAACUCCGAAUGUUGAGCAAGUUCAGGAUGUUGAUGAGGACAUUGUUCAGGAUGCUUAACUGCUGGGGUCUUUUUCUUUCAAUGUUCUUCUUAAUCUGUGUUUUUAAAUCUGUGAACUUUCGUAUUUUGUGUUUUGGGCGCCUAUAGGGAAUAUUUCAAGCAUUAUCCUUAGCUUGAACCCCACUGUGAUCAUACACUAAAGUACGGUA